AAACCCUUUCUCUUUAUACUUACUCAAACCCUUUCUAUUCUCUUUCGCGCGACGCAUCCCCAUCCAUCCGUAAUUUAGGGUUCAAGAGGAAGAUACCAGUAGUUUCAUACAUAUUUGCACACUGAACAAAUUUGAUAAGCAAUUUCCCAGGGGCAUUUAGAAUAGCCCAUCCCCUCGAGCAUCUAAGGGAUCGCCACACCACAGUCUCAUCCGCUUUCGGUCGCUGACCUCUUAUAUAUCUAACUUACAGCCAACCCAUCAUCGAUUCUUUCUUCUUUAGUAUAUCUUCAUUGUUCUCUUUCUCUGCGUGUUGAUUGCCGCCUUGUAGGAGGGAGGUACAUACGCCGACAGAUAUGUCUGAGAAAUUCUCGGCAACACUGAGAAUUGGAGAUCUCAAUGACUACAUAGCGCCUUCCCAAGGUUGCGUUGUUUCCUUGAAGAAUCUCAAAGCACCAAUUGCCAAGCUCGAUAAGUCCGAGCUUGCGGAAAAGCUUGGUGUGCAGCAGAAAACAGAGCCAGUGAAAAUUUCACUGAAGGACUGCUUGGCAUGCAGUGGGUGCAUAACAACGGCUGAGACAGUCAUGCUUGAGAAGCAAAGUCUGGAUGAGUUUCUUUCUAGCCUGAAUAAAGGGAAAACUGUCAUUGUGUCUAUUUCUCCCCAGUCAAGAGCUUCUCUUGCAACAUAUUUUGGUCUUUCUCCGGUUCAGGUUUUCAAGAAACUCACAACUUUCCUCAAAUCAAUGGGAGUGAAAGCUGUAUUUGAUACGAGCUGCAGCAGAGACUUGGUCCUUAUUGAAUCUUGCAAUGAAUUCAUAACUCGUUAUAAGCAAAAACACUCAUCCGAGAAUGGAAGUAGUAAAUCAUCUUUGCCAAUGAUUUCCUCAGCUUGUCCCGGCUGGAUAUGCUAUGCUGAAAAGACUCUUGGAUCUUACAUUCUGCCUUACAUUUCAUCUGUGAAGAGCCCUCAGCAAACAAUAGGUUCUAUCAUUAAGCGUCACUUAUGCCAUAAAAUGCAAAUUAGGGAGGAUGAUAUAUAUCAUGUGACCGUUAUGCCCUGUUACGACAAGAAGCUGGAGGCUGCAAGGGAUGACUUUGUAUUUGAAGCUGAAUUUCCUGGAGAAUUUCCUGGACGUAAUGCUUCAAUAGUCACAGAAGUAGAUUCAGUUUUGACAUCUGGAGAGAUUUUAGAACUGAUACAGUUGAAAUCAGUUGAUUUCCUUACCUUGGAAGAAUCUCCACUUGACAGAUUGCUUACUAAUGUUAGUGAUGAAGGGCAUCUUUAUGGGGUCAAUGGAGGUUCUGGGGGAUAUGCUGAAACAAUAUUCCGUAAUUUUGCUAAAACAGUCUUCGGAAGAGAUAUUCAAGGUCCCUUGGAAUACAAAAUCAUAAGAAAUACUGAUUUAAGAGAGAUCAGUUUAGAAGUUGAUGGAGAAACUGUUUUAAAGUUCGCACUAUGUUAUGGAUUUCGAAAUCUGCAGAAUAUCGUGAGGAAAAUCAAAAUGGGAAAAUGCGAUUACGAUUUUAUUGAGGUCAUGGCAUGCCCUUCAGGAUGCCUGAAUGGGGGAGGUCAGAUAAAGCCAAGGGCAGGGCAAUCAGCUAAAGAUUUGAUUCAAACACUCGAGACAAUCUAUAUGGAAAAUGUAUUGGUUGCUGAUCCGUUUGAGAAUCCUGUUAUAAAAGGUAUAUGAUGAAUGGCUUGAAGGACCUGGUUCAGAGAAAGCUAAGAGAUACAUCCAUACUGAAUAUCACCCGAUUGUUAAGCAUAUAACUUCCGAGUUGCAGAAUUGGUGAAGCAUGUCCUUUGUCUAGCUACUUCAUCGAGUAUUGGAUGUGAUGAGAGUGUAGUGUUCCAACAGCAGUCAAUUUUGAUAGAUAUAAGGACUUGUUUUUUAUUGAUAUGCAUUAAACUCUUUAAGUAUUUUCCUCUAUGUUUGGAAAUUGGGAUCUCCUUUUUUCUUUGUGUAUAGUUGGGGAAAUGCCCUUUACAAAUUACAGAAGCAAUAAAUAAUAUAAUUAUAAUCAGCUUUUGGUGG
Impatiens glandulifera is the source of this 2033-nucleotide messenger RNA. RefSeq names its product protein NAR1. Gene Ontology annotation, cellular component: cytosol. The record is from RefSeq and is a predicted model, not a curated record. Gene Ontology annotation, molecular function: 4 iron, 4 sulfur cluster binding. Lineage: Eukaryota; Viridiplantae; Streptophyta; Magnoliopsida; Ericales; Balsaminaceae. The transcript is spliced from 11 exons. The coding region runs from base 354 to 1688 and encodes 444 amino acids.